Messenger RNA from Tetrahymena thermophila SB210, 549 nucleotides. RefSeq lists its product as hypothetical. The record is from RefSeq and is a predicted model, not a curated record. NCBI's taxonomy places the organism in Eukaryota, Ciliophora, Oligohymenophorea, Hymenostomatida, Tetrahymenidae. The transcript has a single exon.
AUAUGUAAUUAAUUUACUAUCAUUUUUAAUUUUCUAAAAACUUAAUAAAAGAAAUUCAUAAAAUUUCCUUGUCAGAAAAAUAAAUCAAAAAUAAAUAAAUAAAUAAAUAAAUAUUUCUUACCUUUUUAAAACAAUUAAAAGGUUAAAAAAAAUACAAAAAAUAAAAUAAAAUAAAUGGGCUAAGUAAUAAAAAAAUACUUUAAUUUAAAUUCAAAUAAUUAUUAUAUUAGAUUAUUUAUGCUUGGAGUUAAUGCUUCUGGUAGGACGACAAUGCUUUAUAAACUUAAAACUGGACAAACUCUAAAAGUUAACCCAACUGUUGGUUUUAAUGUUGAGGAAAUUAUGUUUAAAGACAAAGUAUUUAACUUUAUGGAUGUUGGAGGUGGAUAUAAAAUAUAUGAUAAUUUUCAUAAAUAUGCGAUUGGCAGUGAUGCUAUAAUUAUAGUUGUUGAUUCCUCUUAUCUUAGCUAUGAAUUUUACGAAAAUCUACUUUAAAAUACGCUUAAAAGUUGCUUGUAAGAAUUGGUGAAUUCAAAAAGAAUAAAAGAU